This is a messenger RNA of Aspergillus alliaceus, 417 nucleotides long. RefSeq lists its product as uncharacterized. The record is from RefSeq and is a predicted model, not a curated record. Lineage: Eukaryota; Fungi; Ascomycota; Eurotiomycetes; Eurotiales; Aspergillaceae. The coding region runs from base 120 to 347 and encodes 75 amino acids. The transcript is spliced from 2 exons.
AUUGAAGGUGAGGGAGGCUUUCAAGUGGCUUAUAUAUGAGUGUUGGUUCCUUUUGUUUGCCCUGCCUAUUUGUUUGCAGGUCGUUAUAUGUGCCUGCCCACUUAGGAAAUUGAAGGUCUAUGCGGAACGCACAGGUCGAUUUAGUGUGGGGAGGAGUUAAGCAUCUAGCAUGGGAUGAGAAAGCGGGCAAAGUUUAUAUUGUUAACUUUGAGGGAUCAAGUCUGGCAGAACCAUGUCCCUGGGACUAUAUCAUCUGGACAGAACGGGCUCUCGUUCUUCCCCCGCAAGACUUAGCAUUGGGGGAAAUGAAGUCAUUUGGACUGCCUAUUGUUGGUAGGAGACAUUGAUGCCGAAAUUUUCUAGCUUGUUCAUCGGUCAUAAGGAGCAAGCGUGCAUUUCGAGACAAAAGCCACAAUA